Messenger RNA from Fusarium vanettenii 77-13-4, 1032 nucleotides. RefSeq lists its product as uncharacterized. The transcript has 4 exons. Lineage: Eukaryota; Fungi; Ascomycota; Sordariomycetes; Hypocreales; Nectriaceae. Bases 1 to 1032 code for a protein of 343 amino acids. The record is from RefSeq and is a predicted model, not a curated record.
AUGGACCAAGUCGUCCGGCGCGUGGCGAUGCUCGAGGCCACUCCCUUCCCUGAAGCCCAUCAUCCGAACGUCAUGGACUGCUCGAGUCGUGCCGUCAGGUUGCAGGAUUCAAUCUCCAACUGGGAUCAAGAUCUCAAAGGGAUUCAGGAGCCCGAUGCUGCGUUCCACGACGAGUUGGCCAUUCUUCGCGAUCGUUCGAGGAGAAGAUUGGAACAGUUUGCUCUCUACCCCUCCCAAGAUGAUAUAUCGCUAGUUCAGCUGGCACUACUUUCGGAUGGCCGACAGAUCAAGGAACUAGAGCUCAAUCACGCUGCCACAAGGGCGCAGAAGCAAGAAGCCUACGAUCACGGAAUGGAGGUACUCGUGGGAAAGAUCAUUGGGGAUCUGAUCAACCUAUUUGGCCUUCCGACGAUGCAGAGAUUGGCUCCAGAACUGUUUUCUCCCAAUGGAGACCAAGGGCAUAUUGCCCGCCUCUCCGGCGACUUCAACAAGCUUUUCCCUCCAGACCAGCCGGAUGCAGCAGCCGAGGAGUUAGUUUUGCAGCCCAACGGCUCCCAUACAAGACGCGCUGGCAGGCUUCGUCCGAUGCCGUUGCCAUCGGCUGACUCGUCCGUGGCAAAGUCUGGCGCGGUCAAAAGAAAGCAGGACGCCAACAUCGGAAUUACCAGAGACAAAAGGCGCUGUCUGGCGGUAGUGAAACGGGAGCCCGAACCCGAGAUUCCGAGACCUGCUUUUCCGACCUCAACCGAGCCGGCCCUUGCCGUAACCGAGAGCUUAUACCAGCAUGAUGACAGACAAAAGGCCAUUAUCAGAAAGAGGGGCCGCACGCUUACGAAAAAGAGCGUUGAAUUCGGAGUAUACGGUCAUACCGCCUGUGUCCUAGUCUACAGGAAUCCCAUCCGCCACAAAUGGGUCUGUGCAAUGCACAUUCCAGAAGGCCAGGAUGUUCCAAGCCUGGAUGCCAUUGUGGCGGACCAUCUCAGGUCCGAGAUGGCGACGGAGUCUCAACCUUCAAUAGAGGCCGGUGAAUAG